This is a messenger RNA of Limulus polyphemus (Atlantic horseshoe crab), 1518 nucleotides long. Its product is annotated as pleckstrin homology domain-containing family G member 5-like. Gene Ontology annotation, molecular function: guanyl-nucleotide exchange factor activity. Gene Ontology annotation, biological process: Rho protein signal transduction. The annotation marks the transcript as partial. The record is from RefSeq and is a predicted model, not a curated record. The transcript is spliced from 6 exons. Lineage: Eukaryota; Metazoa; Arthropoda; Merostomata; Xiphosura; Limulidae.
AAUGGUUUCGUUUUGCUUCUUCGGGGAAUGCAGUGGUCAGAAGUUAUUAAUGGUUUCGUUUUGCUUCUUCAGUGAAUGCAGUGGUCAGAAGUUAUUAAUGGUUUCGUUUUGCUUCUUCAGUGAAUGCAGUGGUCAGAAGUUAUUAAUGGUUUCGUUUUGCUUCUUCAGUGAAUGCAGUGGUCAGAAGUUAUUAAUGGUUUCGUUUUGCUUCUUCAGGGAAUGCAGUGGUCAGAAGUUAUUAAUGGUUUCGUUUUGCUUCUUCGGUGAAUGCAGUGGUCAGAAGUUAUUAAUGGUUUCGUUUUGCUUCUUCAGGGAAUGCAGUGGUCAGAAGUUAUUAAUGGUUUCGUUUUGCUUCUUCAGGGAAUGCAGUGGUCAGAAGUUAUUUGCCAGUUUGAACAAGAACACCAAGAGCCCCGUUCCAGGUCCGAUCCCCCCUCGUCUACUAUUUGGUCUUCCACGUCUUCAGUGAGCACACUUCCACCGUCACGUUCUGACUUACGACACGGCUUUUGUGAGUCAGAGCAGCUUCUAACCAGCUCAAUGUCGAGUGGAUGGGGAUCUGGAUUUGGAUCAAGCCACUGGCUCGGGAGCACUCUGAGCUCCAGCGAAUCGAAUCAGUUGCAACUGAGAGUCGGAAACAGCGCUUCAGAACAGCAGCUUGUAAAAAGCAGUCCGGAAAUAAGUCCUUACAGAUCAGUUCAAGAAUCGUCUGACGUCACUUCCAGCUACAGUUAUGAAGUAGCUGUCAGCAGCAGUGGAAGCGAGACUAACGACACCUUUCUAACAGUAGCAUACGAAGAACUCCGAACAUCGAUUCUCACCAAAGGUGAACUGAGGCGACGUGAGGCAUUAUGGGACCUAUUUCAGAGUGAAGUUAUGUUCCUCUACGAUCAUUUAAUGGUGCUCAAAAACGUUUUCAUGGAACCUCUGAAGAAGAUACAGGUGGAAGGAUACGUAAUGUUCGCUCAACCUGAAGUUCUGUUUGGUAAUCUGGACGAACUCUGCUGUGUCACUUACGCCUUUUGUAAGGAAUUCAUACAUUUAAUUCUGCAAAACACGAGGUGCUCGGAGACGGAAACUACAGAAGUGCUUGUGAAACUUUUUCAAAAGAGUUCCAAAGCCACAGCACUACGUCAAGCCUACCACAGAUACACCAUUAACUAUAUCAACGCUUUGAAUUAUUUGGAGACAUUGAGGCGGCAAGUGGAGUUUAAUGAGUUUGAAAAAUGGUGUUCACGUGACCUACGUUGCAAGAAACUUCAACUCACCGAUCUCUUAGUUUCUCCUGUUCAACAUAUUAUGAGAGUACCCUUACUGUUGAAGGAAAUAGAGAUGCGGACUGAUGAUGAACAGGAGAAAGAUGUAAUUAUCAAUAUCGUUGAACUGGAAGAAAACUCUUUGCGAGAAUUGGACGAUAAGAUGAAAUGGUUGAAAAACUUCGAGAGACUUCUAGAAAUUCAACGAAACAUUAUCUGGCCUUCCAUUACCGAGCUUGACCCGAAAGUGUUCAUUCCAGAG